GAUUCUUAAAAAUGAGUGUGCCUAAAAAAUUGGAGAUUUUAAAUUUAUAUAAAAAUCUUUUGAGAUACGGGCAACAAUUAAAAUUUACAGACAGAGAAUACUUUUGCAGCCGUAUUAAAAGAGAGUUUAAGCAAAGUAAACAAAUUACGACAACAGAUAACAUAAAUUAUAAGUUUGAGAAAGGCAUAGUUUUAUUACUUAAGAAGACAGUUUUAUAGUAUGUUAAAUAGAGUAAGACUUGAUUACUUACGUAGCUUUAGACAAUACUCCAGUUUUAAAAAACUAUUAGAUUAUUCGAAAGUACCUGUUCUAAACGAUAAUGAUUUAGAAGAGCAACAUGUUAAAGGAUCAGGUCCCGGCGGACAAAAGAUCAACAAAACAUCCAGCUGUGUUGUGUUAAAGCAUAUUCCAACAGGUUUGGUAGUGAAAUGUCAAGAAACUAGAAUUUUAGAGCAAAAUAGAAAAAAAGCCAGACUACUACUGGUUUCAAAACUAGAUAAUUUAUUGAAUGGAACUGAUAGUAUUGAUGCCCAGAUGAAGAGAUAUGCAGAGAAGAAAAGAACUAGUUACGAAGGUAAAAAAGAAAAGUUGAGACAGUUAAAGGAUGCAUGGAAGGAAAGAGAAAAAAUAAGCUAAUUUAAUGUUUAUUGGUUCUUGCCGUAUUGUUUUCUCUUAAAAAAUGUAAAUAAAUAUUGAAUCUUUCAGUAAUAAAAAGGAUUUAUAUAAUUCA
Messenger RNA from Sitophilus oryzae (rice weevil), 730 nucleotides. RefSeq names its product probable peptide chain release factor C12orf65, mitochondrial. The record is from RefSeq and is a predicted model, not a curated record. Gene Ontology annotation, molecular function: translation release factor activity. The transcript has 3 exons. The coding region runs from base 220 to 636 and encodes 138 amino acids. Gene Ontology annotation, biological process: translational termination. Gene Ontology annotation, cellular component: mitochondrion. Lineage: Eukaryota; Metazoa; Arthropoda; Insecta; Coleoptera; Curculionidae.